AUGUUCUUUCUUCGAGUUCACUCAGUAGACGCCGAGAGCACCCUCGAUCCCGAAAUCAUCUUCUCAGCUCCCGAAUCCCAAAACCCUAAAUUCAGCGAACGCAGAGGCGUUCUCCAUCUCUUCCGAACCGCUUCCGAAUCCUCUCUCCCAAACUCCAGUUCUCUUUCCUCUCUCCUUUUCAUCGUCGCCGUCCCCAAUUACCUCUCCUUCGACGACUUCAUUCGUUUCUGUGGACCACACCAUCUCGAUCAUCUUCAUCAUCUUCUCUUCAUCAGGAACGAUGGGAUGGAAGAUAGAUAUAGUGUUUUGAUUAGGUUUGAUGACCAGCUUGCUGCAGAUGGAUUUCAUAGCAAAUUCAAUGGGAAGAAAUUUUCUCCGGGUGAGGCAGAGAUAUGCCAUAUUUUGUUUUUGCUUUCCGUGGAGUACUCGGAAUGUGAAGAAGUUGCUGGGAUUCCUCCUGCCGGUUGUACAGAAAUACCAACUUGUCCAGUUUGUCUAGAGAGACUGGACCCUGAUACCAGUGGAAUACUCACAACACUUUGUGAUCAUUCAUUUCGAUGCCCUUGUGUCUCAAAGUGGACAUAUCUGUCUUGCCAGGUCUGUCAAUUCUGUCAACAACAGGACGAGAAGCAAGCCUGUUUUAUUUGUGGAACAUUAGAUGAUGUCUGGGUUUGUAUGAUUUGUGGAUUCGUCGGAUGUGGAAGAUAUAAAGAAGGGCAUGCUAUUCGACAUUGGCAAGAUACUCAGCAUUGCUAUUCUCUUGACUCUAAAACACAACAAAUUUGGGAUUAUGUGGGGGACAAUUAUGUCCAUCGACUGAAUCAGGACCAAUCUAAAAUUGAUGGCAAGUCGGAGGAGAUGCAUUUUCGCUGUAUGUCUCAGGAAGGGGAUUGCGACACAUGUGAAUGUCAUGAAGAUUUGGAAGUUAAUGGGGCCUUCUUUAACAGCAAAGUGGAAGUGAUUAUGGAUGAAUACAAUCGUCUUCUAACAUCUCAGCUGGAAACUCAAAGACAAUAUUAUGAAUCCUUACUAAUAGAAGCAAAAAGUAAAGCAGAAAGUUCCAUAUCUGAAGCAGUGGAGAAAGCCGCAACUUCUGGAAUGCUGGAUAUCCAAAAUGAACUAGAAAAGUGUACUGAAGAAAGAAAUGCUGUUGCUGAGGUUAAUCGGAAGCUCAUUAAAAAUCAAGAAUCGUGGCGAGAGAAGGUUAAAGAAGCUGAAGAGAGGGAAGCUGCAUCAAUGAAGUCGAAGAAUGAGAGGAUACUUGAUUUGGAGGAACAGAUUAGAGACAUCACUAUUUUUCUAGAAGCACAAAAAACAAUUGAGAAGAUGUCAGAUUCAAAUGGAAUAAAGGAGGGAACAGUCUUACCGGUGGUUCAUGAGCAACCUUCUCCUGGAAACAGCAAGAGAAACAGAAAGCUUGGUCGAAGGCGGCAUUAG
Molecule: messenger RNA, 1437 nt
Organism: Lathyrus sativus (Indian pea)
Lineage: Eukaryota; Viridiplantae; Streptophyta; Magnoliopsida; Fabales; Fabaceae
Source: the annotation of a GenBank genome assembly